AUGCUCUCCGCGCUCCUCGCCCUGCCCGCCUGGAAUCCCGGCCACGACGCGUGCCCAACGGUCACAACCGUCGGCUCGGCCGACUUCAGCCUCGCCGAGUGGGUGCGCAAGAGCUGGUUUAUUCAGGAGCAGCAGGUGCUCGACUUCCAGCCGGUGACCUCCAACUACUGCGUCGCCGCCACGUACAAUCUGGAGGGCAAGACGGUACCAUUCUUCAAGGGCAAGGUGGCGACGGUGUACAACUACGCCAACAACGACCAGGCGCGCGGCCUAGCCGUGGCGGAGGUGAACGGCCCGCUGACAAACGCCAAGAACAUGACGCUCUGCGCGCGGGCCGUCAACACAACCGACUCGUCUCGCCUCGCCGUCGCGCCCUGCCUUUUGCCCAACAUCUUAGCCGGGCCGUACUGGAUCCUGGGCAUCGGCAAGGCGGCCGACGGGAGCUACGACUGGGCGGUCGUCAUCGGGGGGCAGCCCGACGUGAAGUGGGAGGACGGCUGCACCACAAAGGAGUCGGGCGUAAACAACGCGGGCCCGCGGCCCUAG
Molecule: messenger RNA, 546 nt
Organism: Emiliania huxleyi CCMP1516
Lineage: Eukaryota; Haptophyta; Isochrysidales; Noelaerhabdaceae
Exons: 2
Coding region: 1-546 (181 amino acids)
Source: RefSeq, a predicted model, not a curated record